Dovyalis caffra is the source of this 930-nucleotide messenger RNA. The record is from the annotation of a GenBank genome assembly. Lineage: Eukaryota; Viridiplantae; Streptophyta; Magnoliopsida; Malpighiales; Salicaceae.
AUGGCAAUAGCGCUGAACAAUGGAUUCAAGAUGCCAAUAGUUGGUUUAGGUGUAUGGCGGAUGGAAGGGAAAGAAAUCAGAGACCUCAUUGUUAAUUCUAUCAAGCUUGGUUAUCGUCACUUUGAUUGUGCCGCUGAUUACAAGAAUGAAGCAGAAGUAGGAGAGGCAUUGGCUGAAGCUUUUAAAGGAGGGCUUGUUAAGAGGGAGGAUCUUUUUAUUACUACCAAGCUAUGGAAUUCAGACCAUGGACAUGUUGUUGAGGCCUGCAAGGAUAGUUUAAAAAAGCUUCAGCUUGAUUAUCUCGAUCUUUACCUUGUCCACUUUCCCGUAGCCACAAAGCAUACUGGAGUGGGUGCGACUGACAGUGCAUUGGGUGAGGAUGGGGUGCUGGAUAUAGACACAACCAUAUCCUUGGAAACCACCUGGCAUGCUAUGGAAGAUCUGGUUUCCAUGGGUUUAGUUCGCAGCAUUGGAAUCAGCAACUAUGACAUCUUUCUAACUAGAGAUUGCUUAGCCUACUCGAAAGUGAAGCCUGCUGUGAACCAAAUUGAAACUCACCCAUACUUCCAGCGCGAUUCUCUUGUGAAAUUCUGUCAGAAGCAUGGCAUCUGUGUGACUGCUCAUACUCCUCUUGGAGGUGGUGUGGCCAAUACUGAAUGGUUUGACACUGUAUCAUGUUUGGACGAUCCUGUUCUGAAGGGUCUGGCUGAAAAAUAUAAGAAAACUGUGGCCCAGAUUGUUCUCCGGUGGGGCAUCCAACGAAACACUGCUGUCAUCCCGAAGUCAGCAAAGAUCGAGAGACUGAAGGAAAAUUUUGAAGUUUUCGACUUCGAGUUAAGCAAAGAGGAUAUGGACCUGGUGAAAGGGCUGGACAGGAACUACAGGACCAACCAACCUGCCAAGUUUUGGGGGGUGAAUUUGUACGCUUAA